AGCGGUCAGAUCUGUUCGGUUGAGGGGUCCCACCAGAGGGGCAGUAUCUUUGGUGCAAACCAAAGCCUAGAUAUAGAUGCCUGCAUAUCAGUUGUGUUGUUGCAUAAAGUGUUAUUAAAGAGGGAGAUCGGUCUAUUCGUGUGAACAGUUGUCCUCGUUUCUUCUCUCACACCACCAGGUGGCACUCUUGCUCUGGUACCCCCAAAAUGGCUCAUCGAAGUGGGCAGGAGGACCCGGAGCGGUACCUGUUUGUGGAUCGCGCUGUGGUCUACAACCCGGCCACACAGGCCGACUGGACAGCCAAGAAGGUGGUGUGGAUCCCUUCAGAGCGUCAUGGCUUUGAGGCGGCCAGCAUCAAGGAGGAGCGGGGAGAGGAGGUGGUGGUGGAACUGUCAGAGAAUGGCAAGAAGGCCAUUGUCAAUAAGGACGACAUCCAGAAGAUGAACCCGCCCAAGUUCAGCAAGGUGGAAGACAUGGCUGAGCUCACCUGCCUGAACGAGGCCUCUGUGCUGCACAACCUCAAAGACCGCUACUACUCUGGCCUCAUCUACACUUACUCUGGGCUGUUCUGUGUGGUGAUAAACCCCUACAAAAACCUUCCCAUCUACUCAGAGAACAUCAUAGAGAUGUACAGAGGGAAGAAGCGUCAUGAGAUGCCACCACACAUCUACGCCAUUUCAGAGUCAGCAUACCGCUGCAUGCUCCAAGAUCGUGAAGACCAAUCAAUCCUUUGCACAGGCGAGUCGGGUGCCGGCAAGACAGAAAACACCAAAAAGGUCAUCCAGUACCUGGCCCACGUCGCCUCGUCACACAAAGGACGCAAAGAGCACAACAUUCCUCCCGAAUCCCCUAAAGCGUUGAACAAGCUCCAGGGCGAGCUGGAACGGCAGCUUCUGCAAGCCAACCCCAUCCUUGAAUCCUUUGGCAAUGCCAAGACGGUGAAAAACGAUAACUCGUCACGUUUCGGCAAGUUCAUCAGAGUCAACUUUGACGUGACCGGCUACAUUGUUGGGGCCAAUAUCGAGACCUACCUCCUGGAGAAGUCCAGGGCCGUUCGCCAGGCCAAAGACGAGAGGACCUUCCAUGUCUUCUACCAGCUUCUGGCAGGAGCCGGGGAGCACCUCAAAACUGACCUGCUCCUGGAGGGCUUCAACAACUACCGCUUCCUGUCCAACGGCAACAUUACCAUCCCUGGCCAGCAGGACAAGGACAACUUCCAGGAGACCAUGGAUGCCAUGCACAUCAUGAGCUUCUCCCAUGAGGAGAUUGUAUGCAUGCUGAAGGUGGUGUCUGCAGUACUACAGUUUGGUAACGUUGUCUUCAAGAAGGAGAGGAACACAGACCAGGCCUCCAUGCCUGAGAACACAGCGGCUCAGAAGCUGUGCCACCUGCUGGGGCUGAAUGUGAUGGAGUUUACUAGGGCCAUUCUGUCCCCCCGCAUCAAAGUGGGCCGAGACUACGUCCAGAAGGCCCAGACCAAAGAACAGGCUGACUUUGCAGUGGAAGCCCUGGCCAAGGCCACAUAUGAGCGUCUGUUCCGCUGGCUCGUCCACCGCAUCAACAAGGCCCUGGACAGAACCAAGAGACAGGGAGCCUCCUUCAUCGGCAUCCUGGACAUCGCUGGCUUUGAGAUAUUUGAGCUGAACUCAUUUGAGCAGCUGUGCAUCAACUACACCAACGAGAAGCUGCAGCAGCUGUUCAACCACACCAUGUUCAUCCUGGAGCAGGAGGAGUACCAGAGGGAGGGCAUCGAGUGGAGCUUCAUCGACUUCGGCCUGGACCUGCAGCCCUGCAUCGACCUCAUCGAGAGACCGACCAACCCUCCAGGAGUUCUGGCCCUGUUGGAUGAAGAGUGCUGGUUCCCCAAGGCCACUGAUAAGACAUUUGUAGACAAGGUGCUCCAGGAGCAGGGCACCCACCCCAAGUUCCAGAAACCCCGGCAGCUGAAGGACAAAGCCGACUUCUGCAUCAUUCACUACGCUGGCAGGGUGGACUACAAGGCUGACGAGUGGCUGAUGAAGAACAUGGACCCUCUGAACGACAACGUGGCCACGCUGCUCAACCAGUCCACUGACAAGUUUGUGUCUGAACUGUGGAAGGACGACAUUCAGACCUUUCAGAGAGCCUCUUUCUAUGAUAAGGCCUCUGAUCUCCUUGAGCCUCCAGUGGACCGUAUCGUGGGUCUGGACCAGGUAGCAGGGAUGAACGAGACGGCCUUUGGCGCAGCCUAUAAGACCAAGAAGGGCAUGUUCCGUACGGUGGGCCAGCUCUACAAGGAGUCUCUCACCAAGCUUAUGGCCACGCUGAGGAACACCAACCCCAACUUUGUCCGCUGCAUCAUCCCCAACCACGAGAAGAGAGCUGGUAAGCUAGACCCCCACCUGGUUCUGGACCAGCUGAGGUGUAAUGGUGUUCUGGAGGGGAUCCGUAUCUGCAGACAGGGCUUCCCCAACCGUAUCAUCUUCCAGGAGUUCAGACAGAGGUAUGAGAUCCUCACCCCCAACGCCAUCCCCAAGGGCUUCAUGGAUGGCAAACAAGCCUGUGAGAGAAUGAUCCGAGCCUUGGAGUUGGAUCCUAACCUGUUCAGGAUUGGGCAGAGUAAGAUCUUCUUCAGGGCUGGAGUGCUGGCUCACCUGGAGGAGGAGAGAGACAUGAAGAUCACUGACAUCAUCAUCUACUUCCAGUCUGUCUGCCGGGGGUACCUGGCCCGCAAGGCGUUUGUUAAGAAGCAGCAGCAACUGAAUUGUCUGAAGGUGCUUCAGAGGAACUGUUCUGCCUACCUGAAGCUGAAGCAUUGGCAGUGGUGGAGACUCUUUACCAAGGUGAAGCCCCUGCUGCAGGUGACCAGGCAGGAGGAGGAGAUGCAGGCCAAGGACGAUGAGCUUGUCAAGGUGAAGGAGAAGCAGACCAAGGUGGAGGGAGAACUAGUGGAGAUGGAGAGAAAGCACUCACAGCUGAUCGAGGAAAAGAACAUCCUAGCGGAGCAGCUGCAGGCCGAGACGGAGCUGUUUGCCGAGGCUGAGGAGAUGAGAGCCCGUCUGGCCGCUAAGAAGCAGGAGCUGGAGGAGAUCCUUCAUGACCUGGAGUCUAGAGUGGAGGAGGAGGAGGAGAGAACCCAGGGCCUGCAAAGUGAGAAGAAGAAGAUGCAGUCUCACAUCCAGGACCUGGAGGAGCAGUUGGAUGAGGAGGAGGCUGCCAGGCAGAAGCUGCAGCUGGAGAAGGUGACAGCCGAGGCCAAGAUGAAGAAAUUUGAGGAGGACAUCUUGCUCCUGGAGGACCAGAAUUCCAAGUUCCUAAAGGAGAAGAAGCUCCUGGAUGACCGUGUGAAUGAGAUGAUGUCCCAGCUGACUGAGGAGGAGGAGAAGGCCAAGAACCUGGGCAAGACAAAGAACAAGCAGGAGGUUAUGAUGGUGGACCUGGAAGAGCGUUUGAAGAAGGAGGAGAAGACUCGUCAGGAGCUGGAGAAGGCCAAGAGGAAGCUGGAUGGAGAGACCACAGACCUGCAGGACCAGAUAGCUGAGCUGCAGGCCCAGAUAGAGGAGCUCAAGGUGCAACUGGCUAAGAAGGAGGAGGAGCUGCAGGCUAUACAGGCCAGGGGAGACGAGGAGGUGACCCAGAAGAACAACGCCCUGAAGCAGGUACGGGAGCUACAGGCCCAGUUGGCAGAGCUGCAGGAAGACCUGGAAUCAGAGAAGGUCUCCAGGAACAAAGCUGAGAAGCUCAAGAGAGAUCUGAGUGAGGAGCUGGAGGCCUUAAAGACUGAGCUGGAGGACACCCUGGACACCACCGCAGCCCAGCAGGAGCUCAGGACCAAGCGUGAGCAGGAGGUGACGGAGCUGAAGAAGGCCAUCGACGAGGAGACCAAGAACCACGAGGCCCAGAUCCAGGAGAUGAGACAGAGACACUCCACGGCCCUGGAGGAGCUGUCUGAGCAGCUAGAGCAGACCAAAAGGUUCAAGGUCAACCUGGAGAAGAACAAGCAGAGCACAGAGAGUGCCAACAAGGAGCUGGUCAGUGAGGUAAAGGGGCUGCAGCAGGCCAAGACGGAGUCAGAACACAAGAAGAAGAAGCUGGAGGCCCAACUCCAGGAGUUCAUGGCCCGGGUCACAGAGGGAGAGAAGGGCAAGGGAGAGCUGGCCGACCGCUCCCACAAACUACAGACGGAGCUGGAUAGUGUGUCUGCUCUGCUGGAAGAUGCAGAGAGGAAGGGAAUCAAGCUGGUUAAAGACACCACUGUCCUGGAGGGUGCUUUGCAGGACACACAGGAGCUUCUCCAGGAAGAGACACGUCAGAAGCUGAACAUGAGCAGUCGUAUCCGCCAGCUGGAGGAGGAGAAGAGCACCCUGCAGGAGCAGCAGGAGGAGGACGAGGUGGCGCGCAGAAACCUGGAGAAACAGCUGUGCACACUGCAGGCCCAGCUGGUUGAGACCAAGAAGAAGCUGGAGGAUGACGUGGGGAUGGUGGAGGGUCUGGAGGAGGUGAAGAGGAAGCUGCAGAAGGACAUGGACCUGGCCACCCUGAGGCUGGAGGAGAAGGGCAUCGCCUUUGAGAAGAUGGAGAAGACCAAGACCCGCCUGCAGCAGGAGCUGGACGACCUCAUGGUGGAUCUGGACCACCAGAGAACCAUCGUCUCCAACCUGGAGAAGAAGCAGAAGAAGUUUGACCAGCUGCUGGCUGAGGAGAAGAACAUCUCUGGACGCUACGCUGAGGAGAGGGACAAGGCUGAGGCAGAGGCAAGGGAGAAGGAGACCAAGUCCCUGUCUCUUGCCCGGGCUCUGGAUGAGGCUCUGGAGGCCAAGGAGGAGUUUGAGAGACUCAACAAGCAGCUGAGGAGUGAGAUGGAGGACCUGAUGAGCUCCAAGGACGACGUGGGCAAGAACGUCCAUGAGUUGGAGAAGUCCAAGAGGACUCUGGAUCAGCAGCUGGAGGAGAUGAGGACUCAGCUGGAGGAGCUGGAGGACGAGCUGCAGGCCACGGAGGACGCCAAGCUGCGUCUGGAGGUCAACAUGCAGGCCAUGAAGACCCAAUACGAGAGAGACCUGCAGGGGCGAGACGACCAGAACGACGAGAAGAAAAGGGCGCUUGUCAAACAGGUGCGUGAGAUGGAAGCAGAGCUGGAGGAUGAGAGGAAGCAGAGAGCCCUGGCCAUGGCUGCUAAGAAGAAGCUGGAGAUGGACCUGAUGGGCAUGGUGGGACAGAUAGAGGGCGCCAACAAGGCCCGUGACGAAGCCAUCAAGCAGCUACGCAAAUUGCAGUCCCAGAUGAAAGACUAUCAGAGGGAGUUGGAGGACACCCGGGCCUCUCGGGACGAGAUAUUCUCCCAAUCCAAGGAGAACGAGAAGAAGCUGAAGAGCCUGGAGGCCGAGGUUCUCCAGCUUCAUGAGGACCUGGCGGCGUCAGAGAGGGCGCGGCGCCAUGCAGAGCAGGAACGGGAUGAGCUAGCGGAUGAGAUCUCCAACAGCACCUCGGGCAAGUCUGCCUUAAUGGAUGAGAAAAGGAGGCUGGAGGCUCGCAUCGCUCAGCUGGAGGAGGAACUAGAGGAGGAACAGGGCAACAUGGAGCUGCUCAAUGACCGCUUCCGCAAGACCACCAUGCAGGUGGACACCCUGACCCUGGAGCUUGUGGCAGAGCGCAGCUUGGCCCAGAAGAGUGAGAAUGCGCGCCAGCAGCUGGAGAGGCAGAACAAGGACUUGCGGGCCAAGCUGGGUGAGCUGGAGGGCUCCGUGAAGAGCCGGUUCAAGGCCUCCAUCACCGCCCUGGAGGCCAAGAUACUGCAGCUGGAGGAGCAGCUGGAGCAGGAGGCUAAGGAGCGAGCAGCGGCCAAUAAGCUUGUGAGACGGACAGAGAAGAAGCUGAAGGAGGUGUGCAUGCACGUGGAGGACGAGCGCCGCCAUUCCGACCAGUACAAGGAACAGAUGGAGAAGGCCAACUCUCGCAUGAAGCAGCUGAAGAGGCAGCUUGAGGAGGCUGAGGAGGAGGCCACACGUGCCAACGCCUACCGCAGGAAGCUGCAGAGGGAGCUGGACGAUGCAACUGAGGCCAGCGAGGGUCUCAGCCGCGAGGUCAACACACUCAAGAGCCGCCUCAGGCGUGGAGGCCCCAUCAGUUUCUCCUCCAGCCGCUCGGGAAGGCGUCAGCUGCAGGUGGAGGGAACAUCGCUCGACCUCCUAUCCGACGACGAGGUGGAAAACAAGCCCACAGACGCCAAUGCCAACGAGACGCCAGCGGCUCCCCAACCAGAGUAGAAGCUCUCCCUCCAGCCCACACGCAGCAUGGCCUCUGCCCCCAUAAACCUUACCCCUGUCCUCCUAACCCCAGACACCAGCAGUGGACCCCACUACUCUGCCUUACCCCUCUAUGGCAAGCUGCAGGGCCAAGCAAAUCCAUAAUCUCCUCUAUGUGAAUAUACUGCACAUCAAGCCUUGGAUUUGUUUUUAACAUCAAUUGCAGAUAAAAGUGCAUUUAAAUUGCAUAGGAGUCUGAGUGUGCAUAGGCACUCGAAAACAAAUAACAGGA
Molecule: messenger RNA, 6516 nt
Organism: Salvelinus fontinalis (brook trout)
Lineage: Eukaryota; Metazoa; Chordata; Actinopteri; Salmoniformes; Salmonidae
Product: myosin-10-like
Exons: 41
Coding region: 207-6245 (2012 amino acids)
Cellular component (GO): myosin complex
Molecular function (GO): cytoskeletal motor activity; ATP binding; actin filament binding
Source: RefSeq, a predicted model, not a curated record